Molecule: messenger RNA, 1038 nt
Organism: Branchiostoma floridae (Florida lancelet)
Lineage: Eukaryota; Metazoa; Chordata; Leptocardii; Amphioxiformes; Branchiostomatidae
Exons: 1
Coding region: 1-1038 (345 amino acids)
Biological process (GO): negative regulation of translation; proteasome-mediated ubiquitin-dependent protein catabolic process; protein polyubiquitination
Molecular function (GO): translation repressor activity; protein binding; ubiquitin protein ligase activity
Source: RefSeq, a predicted model, not a curated record
AUGAAAUAUGUUGCAGCUGCAAAAGGCAACGAACACCACAUCAUCACGUUCGAUGGGAGAGAUUCAGAAUUGGGAGCGUUCGCCGAACUUCGUGGGGUUGCCGUAUCUCCUCGUAACGAGGUAUUUGUGAUUGAAAAGGAACUAUGUCAGGUGCAGAUAUUCAACCUGAAGGGCGCAUACGUGCACCAUUUCCCUACAGUUGUGUCGAGAAGUGAAGAUGUGAGCCUUGAUGGGAGUAUGCCCGCGCCCGGACAUCCUUUAUUUAUGUGUACUAGGGAUGGAGAGUGGCGCAAAUAUGGCGAAUCGAGUGAAAGAACCUAUAACCUCUUCUUACCACAUCGUAUUGCCGCCGACAGACAGGGCUUCCUGUGGGUAGUGGGGAUGGUAAAUGUUCGUUAUUCCCAUGCUGAACUGAACAAUAUAUCUACUGUAGAUUGGAUGUGCCCUACUGACCGAGUUGUGCAAUAUAAUAGGAACGGUGUGGGAUUGGCCACGUUUGGUAUUCGGCAUGGAACAUGCAUUGACGGAAUGGCCGUGGAUCCACGAAAUGACCACAUUGCUCUGAUGGGUUGGAAAGACAGCUAUAUGAAGGUCUACAUAUUCCGUCCAGAUGGAUCUGUUGUGAGGACAUUGGUUAGGAAAGAGCGCUUGGUGCCAUUUUCUUCCACCCUUGCCGUCAACAGAGAUGGAAACAUCUUCGUCCCAACCCGCACGGGUACGGUACAGGUGUAUAACGAGACUGGACAGUUCCUCUUCAGCUUCGGGAGCUAUGAAAGCGGUGAUGGCGAACUCAAAGCUCCUAGAGACAUCUGCACGGACAGGUAUGGAAACGUUAUCGUAGCGGACCGCAAAAACAAGCGGGUAUCCGUGUUUACAAGCCGCGGACAAUUCGUUCACCAUGUCGCCAUUGGACUGACGGUAGAACACAUUGCUGUAGGACCAGAAGGACAGUUGGUAGUGACCUAUCCCGUCGAUAAUGGCGGGAUCGGGAUGCACGGACGCCCUGUCCGCUACAAUGUUAGUAUCUUAUGCCCGUAG